AUGGACGUCCUGAGCACUGUACAGCUCCAGCAGCAGCACCAGCUGCCUAUCAAGGAUCUAAAGGAGGGGGAAUCGUAUGUUUUCCGUGUGCGCGCUCAGAACAAAGCCGGUGUAGGAAAAGCAUCAGAUCCAACAGAACCAGUUGAGGCAGUGACUAAACCAGGAACUACCGAGAUAGUUGUGAAUGUUGACGAUGACGGCGUCAUUUCACUGAAUUUUGAGUGCUCUAACCUCACCGCUGACUCCAAAUUCGUCUGGUCCAAGAACUACAUGGAAAUGACAGAACCUGAACGCAUGACCUUAGAGACCAAGGGUAACAA
Molecule: messenger RNA, 320 nt
Organism: Sinocyclocheilus rhinocerous
Lineage: Eukaryota; Metazoa; Chordata; Actinopteri; Cypriniformes; Cyprinidae
Product: myomesin-1-like
Exons: 3
Molecular function (GO): protein binding
Source: RefSeq, a predicted model, not a curated record